Messenger RNA from Agrilus planipennis (emerald ash borer), 1587 nucleotides. It is a transcript of the gene Sps1, whose product is annotated as selenide, water dikinase. Bases 1 to 1227 code for a protein of 408 amino acids. NCBI's taxonomy places the organism in Eukaryota, Metazoa, Arthropoda, Insecta, Coleoptera, Buprestidae. Gene Ontology annotation, cellular component: cytoplasm. Gene Ontology annotation, molecular function: selenide, water dikinase activity; ATP binding. Gene Ontology annotation, biological process: L-selenocysteine biosynthetic process. The transcript is spliced from 2 exons. The record is from RefSeq and is a predicted model, not a curated record.
AUGGGUGACUACCAUCAAGUUACUGGCGUUCAGCAAGACGCCUUGGGUAGUGUACAGUUAGAACUAGGAGCAAAUCCAAAUGCUUUAGCUCUUCGCCGGCCUUUUGACCCUCUAGCUCACGAUUUGGAGGCAAGUUUUAGACUCACAAGAUUUGCAGAUUUGAAGGGUAGAGGUUGCAAAGUACCGCAAGAAGUUCUCAAUAAACUGGUAGAAGGUCUCCAACAAGAUUAUCAAAAUGCUGCAGAUCAAGAACAUGCACAUUUCAUUCAUAUGGCAAUUCCAAGAAUCGGCAUUGGACUUGAUUGCUCGGUAACACCUCUUCGGCAUGGAGGUUUAUGUUUGGUGCAAACUACUGAUUUUUUUUACCCAUUGGUGGAUGACCCUUAUAUGAUGGGCAAAAUUGCUUGUGCCAAUGUUUUGAGUGACUUAUACGCAAUGGGAGUUACAGAGUGUGAUAAUAUGCUCAUGCUGCUUGGAGUAAGCACAAAAAUGACGGAAAAAGAAAGGGAUGUGGUUAUUCCACUAAUUAUGAGAGGCUUUAAAGAUGCUGCCUUGGAAGCUGGUACAACAGUUACAGGAGGACAGACAGUUGUUAAUCCUUGGUGUACUAUUGGUGGUGUUGCUUCAACGGUUUGUCAGCCCAAUGAGUAUAUUGUACCAGAUAAUGCUGUUGUUGGCGAUGUUCUCGUCUUGACAAAGCCAUUGGGAACACAGGUUGCAGUUAAUGCUCACCAAUGGUUAGAUCAGCCAGAACGUUGGAAUCGUAUCAAGUUAGUUGUAAGCGAAGAAGAUGUGCGAAAAGCUUAUCACAGAGCAAUGGAUUCAAUGGCAAGGUUAAAUCGUGUGGCAAGUCGUUUAAUGCACAAAUACAAUGCUCAUGGUGCAACAGAUGUAACUGGUUUUGGUUUAUUGGGACAUGCACAGACCCUGGCAUCUCACCAGAAAAACGAAGUGUCUUUCGUUAUUCAUAAUUUGCCUGUAAUUGCAAAAAUGGCUGCUGUAGCAAAAGCUUGUGGGAAUAUGUUCCAAUUAUUGCAAGGACAUUCGGCGGAGACUUCGGGAGGUCUAUUAAUUUGUUUGCCACGAGAACAAGCUGCAGCAUAUUGCAAGGAUAUUGAGAAACAAGAAGGAUACCAAGCCUGGAUUAUCGGAAUCGUGGAGAAAGGGAACCGCACUGCUCGUAUAAUUGAUAAACCACGAGUUAUUGAAGUACCAGCAAAAGAUUAAUUGCCAUAAUUAAGUAUUUUUUUUAUAAAACAAAAGAUUAUACAGUGAUUUUUAGAAUAUAUUUUGAGCAAUUCUGAACUUAAAAACAAUAGAAACUUGCUGUUUCUUCUCAGAAAAAUUACAAGGGCAUUUGCUUUGCUUUCUAAUUAAAAUUUGCUGUUUAAAAUAGCUCUGGUAUUUAGAAAUUACUAGUAUGACUUAUUGAUAAGCUCUUUGACAAACAUACCUAUUUGUAAUUGAGUUUAUAUAUGUUUUUGAUUUAUUAAUUCGUAAUUAUAAUGAAUGACGAUCUUCUGUAGUUUUAGAAAUGUAUUGGUAUUUUUUGUAAAAUAAAUUCUGAAAAUACACACUAUUCCACAA